Mya arenaria is the source of this 5671-nucleotide messenger RNA. RefSeq lists its product as uncharacterized. Lineage: Eukaryota; Metazoa; Mollusca; Bivalvia; Myida; Myidae. The coding region runs from base 159 to 4898 and encodes 1579 amino acids. Gene Ontology annotation, cellular component: extracellular region. Gene Ontology annotation, molecular function: chitin binding. The record is from RefSeq and is a predicted model, not a curated record. The transcript has 29 exons.
GCCGCAUUACGAACGUAUCGCGCGGAACGUAACGUCGGACUUGUAAUUUCGAUCGUGUUUAGUGAUGUUUUGAAUGUGGAAGGAAGCCCAGACAGGGGUUAUUAUUUCGACAGGAUUUUAAAGAAUUUACAAGGAAUUAAUUUCACAAUAAUAUCAGGAUGGACUGGAAAGGCAAAAUUAUAGUGCUUUCAAUUUGUACAUACAUUUUAAUCCUUCCAACGAAUGCACGGAUGAAACGGGGAAAGUAUGAGUUUUUAGAAAGUUUUUGUAAAGGACCUGACGUAUAUGUUGCAAUUCCUUGGGAUUGUACUGGCUAUGUGCAUUGCUCAAAUCUAGGGAAUCAGCCGGAUGCCUACUGGAUUGAGUGUCCCUUAAAUUUGUACUACAGUAUGGAACACAGGACGUGUAUGUGGCCAAAGGAUAGCAAGAGACCAUGUCCGGCACUAAAAGACAUUAUCGAGAACUACUGCCUGGACAAUCCAGUUAUUCGAUUCCAGAACCCAGACCACUGCGCACAAUAUUACGACUGCAGUGACGCCUCGUUUACUCCCGGACUUGGACCCUACCUGAAGGAAUGCACCUUCCCUAUGCUGUACGACCCCACCACGAACAUGUGCACCAAUAGGCUCUCUGUCAACUGUAUGGAUCGCUUCACUCCAAGCAACAAAUGUGACUACGUGCAGCAUGCGGGCACGGGUGUGAACUGCGAGGUGAUUACGACCCCGGGGUGCGAGGGGAUGCCGGAUGGGCCCAACCCGUACCCGAACAGACUGCUCACCGCCUACUACCUCAUGUGCAGGGGUAACAGGACAGUAAGCACUCAGAUGUGUACCAAUGGAGAUGUGUUCGAUCCCAUCAAGUUCGCCUGCACCAAGGAUAUUGACAUGUUAUCCAUAGAGGUGUACUGCGCUCAACACUUGGGUGACGAGCGCGACAGCCCUGCCAACUGCGCUCAGUACAUCGACUGUCGUCCGUCCGUCUCCCACCCCACCCUCGGGCGGCACAUGGCCGAAUGCCCCUACCCUCAGCUGUUCUCAUCUAUUUCGGGGAGGUGCGAGAAUUAUGAGAUGGUACAGUGUGGGACCAGAUAUGAACCGAGGGCCCCUUGCGAGUAUGCCACACUAGUGGGAAGCGGGUCGGUGACAAACUGUCAGGGCACGUAUUACAGCUGCGUUGGCCUGCCAGACGGACCCAAUCCCGUCCCUAGUGGCCUCAUUGACACCAAAUACGUUAUGUGUCAGACCGACCGUACCGUAGAUGUGACGGACUGUCCCGCGGGCAAGGUGUACGACCACGCCCAGAAACUCUGCACAAUAACCGCCGACCAAGACCUCAUAACCACCCAAUGUACCCAAAAUCCGUUUGCAAUGCUCCCAGACCCGGAUAACUGCGCCCGCUACUUUAACUGCAGUCAAAGAGUUACCCUACCAAACCUUGUACAGUACCAGGAAGAAUGUGACUACCCAUUCCUGUUCAACACGCAGACGUCGGCCUGUGACGACUUCUCGGUGGUCGCCUGUGGAACCAGAUUAGAGCCCAAGGCCCCAUGUGAUUACCUCUCCACUACCACCAAGUGUGAGGGUCCCCUCUGCUCCCUGCCUUGCCUAGAGCGAUCUCCCAGCUGUGUGGGCAUGCCGAACGGGAACAACACCUACCCGGGUCGCGACUUGUCUCCCUUCUACAUGACCUGCCUCGGGGAGCGUACCCAGACGGUCGGCAUCUGCAGGUUCGGCGUUUACGACCCCACCCUCCGAGCGUGUACCACGGAGCUGGAUCCAAUCUCUAUCGAACUGUUCUGCCAGAAGAACCCCACGGGUAUAAUCCCUCACUAUACAAACUGUGCCCGCUACUACAACUGCAGCAGUGCCACGCCCACCCCCGAGGGUAACAGCUACCUUCAGGAGUGCCUAUACCCACAACUGUUUAACUUGGACAAGAUGACAUGCGAUCCAUACUCUACUGUCCAGUGUACCUUCAGAUACGAACCGAAGGGGCCAUGUGAGUACAUUCAGAACCAGGCAUGCCCGGGGGGUGCCGCCACGUGCCUGCCCUGUGAACAGCGAAUACCCAGCUGCCUUGGCCUCGAGAACGGGAACAACUCCUUCCCCGGCCGGGACAACUUCCACGUUGUUUGUCAGGACCAACGAACAAUGUUCGUCCGCGAGUGCGUUGGCGAAACUUUUGAUCCGUUGACCAGAGCCUGCAAGGUUGCGGAGCGCUUUGAUAUCAACCGCCCUGGCAAGUUCUGUGCACUCAACCCCACAGCAACUGUGGCCAGUCCGCUCUCAUGUGCACAGUACUUCGACUGUUCUUCACAGGUAACCGAGCUGGGAAAAUAUAAGAGGGAGUGUCCCUACCCUCAGCUGUUUGACGAGCUUUCUGGAAGAUGUGCACCGUAUAACCUUGUUAGCUGUGGUGGUCGGUUCGUUGCUGUUGAUCCUUGCGAAUACGAGUUGAAUCUCCGUUGUCCAUCUGUGGGUCAAUGUCUGCCCUGCAGGGAACGCUUUGUCAGCUGUAAGGGAAACACCAAUGGUAACCAUUCCAUCCAGGGUCGACCGUCCGAGUACAAGGUUUGUUUGGAUGAGCGCCUACUCGAAGUGCGUCGUUGUGCUGGAAACGGUAUCUACGACCCAAUGCGUGGUUGCCAGGUCGCCUUCGAUAUCGGAAAUCCCGUGCCGUACUGCACCGCCUACCCGAAUGCCCUGUUACCCAACCCUGACAACUGUGCCCAGUUUUUCGACUGUAGACAACAGAAUACGAUGUUCGGGAAUUACUUGAGAGAGUGUCCCUACCUGCAGUUGUAUUCGGAUGCGGAUAAGACCUGUCACAGUUUCGACCGGGUGCCCUGCGGUACACGAUACGAGCCCAAAGCUCCAUGUGACUACCUCCAAAACGUUCAAUGUUACGACCCAGCCGGCUGCCCACCAUGUCCCUCCCUUAAGCCAAGCUGCUUGGGGCUUCCCAACGGAAACAACUCCUUCCCUGGCCGGCCCAAAGAAUUCAUCGUCUGCGCGGCCGAGAGGACCAUCGCCAUGGAGCAGUGUGUGUUUGAUUUUGACGUCAUGAGGAGAGAAUGCGGGCAGAACAUGUCCGACCCUAUGAUCUUCUGUUCGCUUCGGCCUAAUGGCGUGAUGCCCCACCCAUCUCGAUGCCACCAGUACUUCGACUGUCGCCAGUUCUCCACCCGUUAUGGAGAGACCUACCUGUCCGAGUGUACCUAUCCCGCACUGUUUGACGAGCGGCUCGGAGUUUGUGCUAACUUUAUGGACGUACAGUGUGGAGCACGAUACGAACCACUCUCGGCUUGUGAAUACAUGGAAAACACGUGUCAAUUCAAAGGCCCCGGAUGCAUGCCGUGUGAAUCGCGCUUUGUGUCAUGCGAAGGGAAACUUGAUGGAAACAACAGCUACCCUGGACAGGAGAUGUCCCGGCGGUUUACAGUGUGUCAAAAAGGCCGAACUUUCGGGGAGGGAUCCUGCCCUACAGGCUACUUUGACCCCGUCAAGAGGGUGUGUUCUACAAGGCUAGACGCAGUGUCCAUCCAGCUGUUAUGUCAGCAGAGCCCAGGCCUGGUGGUAACCAACCCGCUCCAUUGCGCCCAGUACAUCGACUGCAGUAACACGUCGGUGGCGGAGGGAACGUUUCUCCGCGAGUGCCCCUACCCCAUGCUGUUCCACGAAGACACCCUCGUGUGCCAGAACUUUACCACUGUCAACUGUCAGGCAACUUUCAGAAUGGAGCCAAUAGAGCCUUGUCAGUACCACCAGCACAACUGCGACCCCAGGGCGCCCGACUGUGUGCCGUGCCAGCAGCGGUUCCCCUCUUGUAAGGGCCUCCCUGAUGGUGACAACCCCCACCCGGGCCGCGAAUUGACGGAGCAUUACAUCGUGUGUCAGCAAGGCCGCACCAUGGCCGCCCUCACGUGUUCCAAUGGCGUCUUCUUUCCGGACAAACGCGAGUGUAACGUCGUGCUCGAUGAAGCCAUGGCGGUACAGUUUUGUGGCGCCAACCCCUCGGCUAUUGUUCCCCACCAGAUGAACUGUGCCCAGUACUUCGACUGUAACCAGGCUGUGUCUGGAAGCUACCUUCGGGAGUGCAGGUACCCGCAGUUAUUUGAUGAGCUCACAAACAUGUGUCGUAACUUCUCUGACGUCAGCUGUGGAAUGAGAUUCGAAGCCCAGGCGCCGUGUGAGUACCUGCAGACGCGGUGCUUGUCCAGCGCGGUAAACUGCACCCCCUGCCCGGAGCGUCUCCCCAGCUGUAUAGGACUCCCUAACGGAAACAACCCGUUCCCGACUCGACCCAACUCCCAGUAUUACGUCAACUGCUUUAUGAAUAGGACGGUGGCUGUUGAGGUCUGUCAGGUGUCGCUGUUUGACCCGGUCACCAGGGAGUGCUCCAGUGUCAUAGAUGCAGGCGUACUGCGCGGUUUCUGCCAGGAGAACCCGUCCGUACUGAUCCCCGACCCCAACCAUUGCGCCCGCUUCUACAACUGCUCGGAUCCCUCGGUGCGCCAGGGUCUCGGUGUGCCUCACCUUCACGAGUGCAAGUACCCGCGUCUGUUUGGGUACGGAGGGACAAGCUGUCAACUCUUCACGGAGAUCACGUGUGAAACGAGAUAUGAGCCCAAGGCCCCAUGUGAAUAUGUUGAAAACCAGUGUUUUAACGCCACGUGUGCCCCGUGCUUGGAGAACUACCCAACCUGCGUCGACAAACAAGAUGGAAGCAACCAUUUCCCCGGACGGGAAGGAACGGAGUACUAUAUCGUCUGCUACAAGCAUCGUACAGUCGCAAUUGUCACGUGCACCACUGGAUUCUAUAACCACGCGUCACGCUCGUGCGAGGUGGUCAAUCCCAAUACCGGGGCUGUAGGGGGAUCGGGUUCUGUGUUUAAAUAACGAACAUGAAAUGGACUCUCCCGUCUAAGCUUAAAUGACGCUUAGCUACGUGUAUAUUUAUGAUUUAAUACCGUAAUGAUGAACAUAUGUAAGAUUGCUUCCAGUUUAUUGUUAUUGCACGUUGACUUUUACAUUAUUAUACAUAUUUAUAUCAUGGCAUUAUAGUGUUACUUUAAGCAACACCUGGUCUUUUGAUUAGAAACAAAUUCUUACAUAAAUUUGCCAUCACAUGUUUAAUAAACUUGUUGACUUUUAACCUCGAACUAUUUGGUAUAAAACUAAUUUAUUGAAAAACUUAAAUGUCAAAGUGCUGUUCGUUUCUUUUUAAAGCCUACCUUCUAAGGCCCUUCUCCGGUCAAACUGAAAAUAAUACUCUUUGUAACUAAACACAUUCAUGGCCGAGUUCGAGAUUCGCUGUUAAUUUUAGUGUAAUUUUAUCAAAAGCGCCUUUACUGGAAACAUAAUAAUGUAAUUAAGACGUGUAGAUCAAAAGAACUUCUAAAAAUUGCUAAUUAAAAACAAGUUUACCGUAUAGUUUCUACACACACGUUUCUGUCCGCCAUUUUAACUGUCUCCGUGUUUCGCGUUUUAUAAAAGAUGACGUCAUAACUAAAAAUGGCGACCAGUCAGAAUAUAAAACGCUACUAACGUCAUGUUAAUUACAUAUGCCUGGGCGCCACUUUAAACAUUGCCGACUGCUUUUUUGCAAAUAAUCAUAAUAAAAUGUCCUAGUAAUGUACUUGAUCACCAAUAAAUGUUUCAUGAAAACCUUA